GUUGCAAAAAAACAAAGGAAAAUGAAAUUAACUCGAAGCUGGUUUGUUGAAAAGAUAGAUAGUAUGGAGGGUGAACUAUCUACCGUGAAUGAAAGGAUGAGUAACACUAUGACUGGAGUAACUGAGGCCAUUGGUCUUUCUCUUACAAUAGAUGGCAAAGUGUCAAAAAUUGAGGAAAAUGUCAGCCAAUUGGCAUUGUCGCAAGUGAAAUUGGGCAAUCAGCAGGAUGAGCUUAAAGAACGACAGGGUCAAAUCGAUGCGAAAAUAGAUGAGACAAAGGAAAAUGUUAGCAAUUUGGAAUUGUCGCAUACGGAGUUGGGCAAUCAGCACGAUGAGCUUAAAGAACGACAGCGUCAAAUGAAUGCGAAAAUAGAUGAGACAAAGGAAAAUGUUAGCAAUUUGGAAUUGUCGCAUACGGAGUUGGGCAAUCAGCACGAUGAGCUUAAAGAACGACAGCGUCAAAUGAAUGCGAAAAUAGAUGAGACAAAGAAGAGAGUCGAUGGGUUAAUAAACCAAAGUAAAGAUGAUUCGCAUCCCUCCAAAGUCAGAUCAAAAAAAAGAUCAAAAGACAGAAGGGCUCCUAGGUCUGAUAAGAAUGCCUCGAGUGACGAAAGUGAGUCUAUGUUUGACCAACCAGGCGCGAAGCGAAUGCGAUAUUCUUGUGCAGAUGAUGUGCAUAAUUUAAAAGAGCAAAUGGCGGUCAUGGUGCAAAAAAAUGCAGAACUAGAAAUGGAUUGGCAGAGAAAGUUUAGUCAGGAUGAGGAAAUAAAGCGUCAAUUAUCUGAAUUGAGCAACAAAACAUCGCAUGAAAAUUCUUGUAUUAUAUCAACUUUACAAGAUUUAAAGAGUGAACUAACCGACUUGAAGCAGUCAAGCAACACAACAACAUCGCGUGAGAAUUGGCUGAUGAUAUCAAAAAUAGAUAAUUUAACGGAUAAGGUUGAUCAUCUGGAGGAAUAUGUGGAGAGAGAAAUAGGCAAUCGCAAUCUAAAGAAAGACAGAUGCAUUGGAGAUCGGGAGAAGAAGAAAUGAUAUAUAUAUAGCUAGAAAUUUUGUUCCCUCUGCCGGUGCGGAGCGCCGUCUGAGGGUACUAAUUCCGCCCAAAGAUUAGGAAUAACACCCGGGAACAUACCGUGUUUACUCGAACAAGCGCCGCCCUCGUAUAAGCGCUCGUAUAAGCGCCCUCGUAUAAGCUGCAUGCAUGUAUUUCUAUUAUAACAUAACUUUGUUAAGGCAUUCUCAACACAUACCUAAAUUGCAUGAUAUGUUUAUAUUAUUAUUCACAUUCUAAUAACAUGUUUAAACCGAUUGUAAUAAACGUUUCGAACGUCGAAGUCGUCCCUGCUGUAAAACUUUUAGGUUUAACGAUAUCAAACGACCUAAAAUGGAACACCCAUAUCGCGGAGAUUUGCAAGAAAGUGGCAUCGCGUUUAUAUUUCCUUAGACAGCUUAAACGUGCUAAACUACCAACCAAAGAUCUCAUUCUAUUCUAUACCACCUGCAUUCGCCCUAUAACAGAGUAUGCGUGUGAAGUUUUCCACGGCUCCUUACCCCAAUGUUUAUCCGAUGACCUAGAAAAUCUACAAAAGCGUGCCCUACGUAUUAUACACCCCGAACUGCCCUACAGCCAAGCUCUACAAACGGUGAACUUGGGAACACUGUCCAGUAGACGACAAAGUUUAAACGAUAGUCAUUUCAGGAAAUCAUCGAUGAUAAUUCACACAAACUGCAUAAACUUUUGCCUCCUAGAAAUAAUAGCACCGUAUGCUUACGCAACAAACGCAUGUUCCAGCUCCCAAAAUGUAAGACAAACAGAUUGAAAAACAGUUUUAUCCCAUACAAUUCUUAUAGACACUCGUAUUAAGAAUGUAUACAUAAUUUUUA
Dendronephthya gigantea is the source of this 1884-nucleotide messenger RNA. Its product is annotated as interaptin-like. Lineage: Eukaryota; Metazoa; Cnidaria; Anthozoa; Malacalcyonacea; Nephtheidae. The transcript has 9 exons. The coding region runs from base 22 to 1032 and encodes 336 amino acids. The record is from RefSeq and is a predicted model, not a curated record.